Messenger RNA from Lepus europaeus (European hare), 4356 nucleotides. It is a transcript of the gene SAXO6, whose product is annotated as Mdm1 nuclear protein. Bases 115 to 2310 code for a protein of 731 amino acids. The transcript has 15 exons. Gene Ontology annotation, molecular function: microtubule binding. NCBI's taxonomy places the organism in Eukaryota, Metazoa, Chordata, Mammalia, Lagomorpha, Leporidae. The record is from RefSeq and is a predicted model, not a curated record. Gene Ontology annotation, biological process: negative regulation of centriole replication.
UAGUCGGGGACGCCAGGCUGAGGCUUUUCCUAGGGAACUGUGUUGUCGCCCCGCCCCCCCGGGCUUUUCGUCCCGUUAACUGUCGGAGUGGCGGGGGCUCCAGCGCCGGGCGACAUGCCGGUGCGCUUCAAGGGGCUGAGUGAAUACCAGAGGAACUUUCUGUGGAAAAAGUCCUACUUGUCAGAGUCCUGUAAUUCCUCAGGUGGGCAGAGGCACCCAUGGGCUGGACUUAGGUCAGAUCAAUUAGGGAUCACAAAAGAGCCAAGUUUUAUUUCAAAGAGAAGAGUCCCUUACCAUGACCCACAGAUUUCAAAAUCUCUUGAGUGGAAUGGAGCCAUCACAGAGAACAAAGUGGUGGCAUCACCAGAACCUGAAGCCCUAGAAACACCCAAACCACAAGAAGUGGAAGGUGUUAGCCAAGAAGGAGUCCUGCCACUGGAAGCCCCCAGGGUUCCUAAGAGAACCAGAUCUCACUCAGCAGACUCCAGAGCUGAAGGCAGUUCAGAUGUUGUGGACGAUAAUGAAAGUGUGAAAAGGGACCAUAAACUGGAUACUGAACAUGAGGAACUGGAACUUUCUACCAAGCUUCCUUCAGAAAAUGUAGAUAAUCGGUUGGAUAGACUUCUGCGUAAGAAAGCUGGAUUGACUGUUGUUCCUGCACAUAAUGCCCUGAGAAAUUCUGAAUAUCAAAGGCAGUUUGUUUGGAAGACCUCUAAAGACACUGCUCCAGUUUUUCCAGCUCAUCAGGUUUUCCACAGUAAAAGCAAAUUUGUUCCACAAAUCAAAGGUAAUUCAAUCAUCCAUGAAACUGAAUACAAAAGAAAUUUCAAGGGUUUAUCUCCAGUGAAAGAACCCAAAUUAAGAACUGAUUUGAAAGAAAACGGAAUUUGUGAAACACUAUCUCCUGAAAAGAAGUGUAAUAAAACAGACACUCCUUUAAAAUUAGAAGCAGAGAUGGCAUCAAAAGACUCAAACCAGCCUAAAAAGAAACUUACUCCUUGGAGACAUCAAAGGCUUGGGAAGGUGAAUUCUGAAUAUAGAGCAAAAUUUCUGAGCCCAGCUCAGUAUUUCUAUAAAGCUGGCGUGUGGACACGAGUGAAGGAAAGUGUGCCAAACCAGGGUUCUCUAAAUGCCAUGUGGUAUGCAGAGGUUAAAGAACUCCGAGAGAAGGCUGAGUUUUACAGGAAGAGAGUCCAGGGAACACAUUUUUCUCGGGACCAUCUGAAUCAGAUCGUAUCUGAUAACAACCGCUGUUGGGAUGUCUCCUCCACCACGAGCUCAGAAGGAACCAUUAGUAGCAACAUCAGAGCAUUAGAUCUGGCCGGAGAUCCUACAGGUCCUAAGACUUUGCAGAAAUGUCCUUCUACAAAACUGGAAGAAAAAGGGCAGAUCUUGGAAGAGCAACCCCAGACAAAUACCACGGAGCAAUUGGGCAUGUCAGGUGCUCCCACCAUACCUGUUAGAAGGCGGCUGGCCUGGGAUGCAGAGGACACUGGCGAAGACAAACAGAAACAGCCCAGAGGGGAGAAGGAGGAAGAGGAGGAGGAGAAGGAGGAGGAGAAGGAGAAGGAGAAGGGGGGAAGGGACAAGCAGGUUUGUUCAGGACAUCUGGAGAAGUUGGAUGCACAGGAGAAAUCUAAGGCAGACAAGAUGAAAGAAGGGUCAGAUUCUUCUUCUGAAUCCUCCUCAGGAACGGGAGGCAGGCUUCCUACUCCGAAGCUGAGAGAACUGGGUGGGAUCCAGAGGACUCAUCACGAUCUUACUACUCCAGCUGUUGGUGGUGCUGUUUUAGUGUCCCCAUCUAAAGUGAAGCCUGCAGCACCAGAGCAGAGGAGAGUGUCCCCUCAGGAUGGUCUGGAAACCCCAAAGAACGAUUUUGCUAAGAAAGAAAGUCGUGCUGUAUCUAUACUGACUUCUCCAGCUGCUGGUAUAAAAACAGUUGAUCCCCUGCCUUUGCGGGAAGAUUCUGAAAUCAAUAUCCCUAAAUGUGAUGAAGCAACUCUUCCAGUUUCAAAAAUUCCAGCAUAUCCAAUGAACACCCCUGGACAGUCACCUUCUCCACCAUAUGCUUUGUCCUACUGGCAUCCCUCUCGUCGAAUUCAGGGCUCUCUGAGACACCCAGAAUUUCAGCAUAAUGUGGGAAAAACAAGGACGCACAAUUUCCAGUUACCUCAACAUGGAGCCUUUAAUGAUGAAGAUGAGGACAGACUGUCUGAGAUUUCCGCACGCUCUGCAGCCUCUAGUCUCCGGGCUUUCCAGACUCUGGCACGGGCCCAGAAGAGGAAGGAGAAUUUCUGGGGCAAAACAUAAAUGGAGUUGCAACACCUUCAUCUAGGGAACUAUUGCCCUAUUUUUUCUGUAUUAUUUACUGUGUUAAGAUUUUUUGAGUGUUUGAAUUUUUUUUCUGACAUUUCUUACUUAAAAAAAAAAAGUGAUUUUUCAAUAGUCAAUUCAGUUUACUUGGAAAUUUUUAACACAGGCUUAUACGAACUUAACUUUUAAGAUGUAGAUUAUAUAGUUCUUCACAUGUCCUAUUUUUUUUUAAUUAGUUGUCAGGGAUAGCUGGCAGAAUUGUGAAUUUCACCCAGCCAGAGGAUAUUCUAAAAAGAUAAAGUUAAUAGCCAAGUGGGGAGUGUGUAUUCUUCUAAGAUUGACUGUGUCUUUAUAAUGGCAGAAGUCAUAAAAUGAGUUAAUGUUCCUUUAACUUUUGCUGUACUAUUUAUUUUAGUACCAUCUACAUGUUGUUGCAAUGUUAUUUAAGAAAACUGUACUUUGAAAAUACUAGCUGUAUAUAUUUUUCUUAUUUAUGUAACAAAAUUUGCUGAGAGAAUGUGUAUAUUUUUAUCUUGGUGUGUAUUCUAUUUGUAUAAUGACUUCAGCUUACAUUUGAAUAAUGUCUGGAUUUUGAAAAAUUAUUUGUAUAAUGAGAAAUUAAAACUUUGUAGAUAUUUUGAAAUAAAAAUUGAUCAAGUGUGUUUGGCUUCUCCUGGAAGUUAUUACAUGGCAGCAUAAGCUAUACUUCUUUUGCUGCUGUUAGAAUGCAGUGAAGAGGCCGGCGCUGUGGCGUAGUGAGUAAAGCCGCCACCUGCAGUGCUGGCAUCCCAUAUGGUCGCCGGUUCAAGUCCCAGCUGCUCUACUUGCAAUCCAGUUCUUUGCUAUGGCUUGGGAAAGCAGUGGAAGAUGGCCCAAGUUCUUGAGCACCUUCACCCACAUGGGAGACCCGGAAGAGCUCCUGGCUUUGGAUCAGCGCAGCUCCGGCUAUUGGGGCCAUUUGGAGAGUGAACCAGUGGAUAGAAGACCUCUCUCUCUCUCUCUCUCUCUCUCUCCCCCUCUGCCUCUCUGCCUCUCUACCUCUCUACCUCUCUGUAACUCUGCCUUUCAAAUAAAAUAAAUAAAUCUUAAAAAAAAUGGAGGGGCCAGUGCCAUGGCACAGUAGGUUAAUCCUUCGCCUGUGGCGCCGGCAUCCCAUAUGGGCACCGGUUCUAGUGCCAGCUGCUCCUCUUCCAACCCAGCUCUCUGCUGUGGCCUAGGAAAGCAGUACAAGAUGGCCCAAGUGCUUGGGCCCCUGCACCUGUGUGGGAGACAUGGAAGAAGCUCCUGACUCCUGGCACAGCUCUGGCUGUUGCAGCCAUUUGGGGAGUGAACCAUCGAAUGGAAGACCUCUCUCUAUGUCUCUCUCUCACUGUCUAUAACUCUACCUCUCAAAUAAUAAAUAAAUAAAUAAAAUCUUUGAAAAAAAAUGCAGUGAAGUUGAGUCUACAAUAUUUCUGCACAAAUAUAGUACAAAUAACAGAAUCUAAAAUGCAGAGCCAUUUAAAAAUUUUUGCACAAACUUUUUAAAGUUUUAUUUAUUUAUUUGAAAGAGUUACAGAGAGAGGGAGAGGCAGAGAGAAUCUUCUACCCACUGGUUCAUUCCCCAAUGGUCUCAACGGUGAGGGUUGGGUCAAACUGAAUUCAGGAGCCAGGAGCUUCCUGCAAGUCUCCCACAUGGGUGGCAGUGGCCAUCCUCUGCUGCUCUCCAGGUGCGUUAUCAGGAGCUGGAUCAGCCUCGGAACAGCCAGGACACAAACCACUGCCCAUAUAGGACACUAGCAUCACAGGUGGCAGCUUUACCCAUUAAGUCACAGUGCCAGCCCCUAGCACGAACUUUUGAAUCACUUUACUCAAGGAUAUAUUCUGUUGCUUUACUAUCUUGCAAAUUAUGUUGCAUUUAAGUUUCUGAAAAACAGAUUUUAUAAGAUAUAUUACACAAAAUCUUGACCAUAAGACAGAAAUGAACAUAUAUAGACAUAGAAUACAGUAUUUUUUUUUCACUUUGUGUUGCUAUAUGGGGGCAAACUGUUGAAAUCGUUACCU